UCUACUACUAACCCUAGCUUGUUCUCAUUCAUUUCAUUUUCGAUCGUGGUUUCAAUCUCAGACAUAAGGCUCCUGCGCCGCACCCCAUUCCUCCCCUCCAAACCCAUGUAUGACGACGACGUACCAUGUAUGAUGCCGCACCCCACUCCUCCCCUCCAAACCCUCCCCACCACGCUCUCUCGCGCGUGAGGCUCCCACACCACAACAACAACUCCGCAAUACUUGACUCGAGAAUGAGCCAUUCAUUCAUUCCAAGGGACGACCCCAGACGCUUCCACUCUUUCUUUGGCAGCGGCGUUGUUUUCUCUCCGCUUUACCUAUUCAUUCAUUCACGUUCUUUACAUAUUUACCUGAUGAUACACCUGCUGGGCUUAGAGUAUUGAGGGAGAAGGAGCUGAUAAAUCUUAGAGGUGAUGGGAAAGGAGUUAGAACAUUAUCUGAUAUAAUAUAUGAUUUCGAUACAUACAACGAUCUAGGAAAUCCAGAUGAAGGAGUUGAGCUUACCAGACCAACUCUCGGUGGAUCCCAAAAUCAUCCAUACCCAAGACGCUGUCGUACUGGCCGCGCCCCUACUGAUACAAUAUGCAUGCUGAGAGUCGUGUGGAGAUGCCACUGCCUAUGUACGUACCAAGAGACGAACAAUUUGAUGAGUCUAAGCUGAACACAUUCGUAAUCAAGAGGCUCAAGGCAGUGGUCCAUAACUUGAUCCCUGGUCUUAAGGCUAGUCUUUCUGCUAAUAACCAUGACUUCAACAGAUUUUCAGACAUUGACGACCUUUACAGUGAAGGCCUGCCCUUGCAAGAUGAAAUUUUGAAGAAAAUUCCAUUCCUACAAGUGCUCACAAAGAUACAAGAAUGCGGCCAGGGACUUCUUAAGUAUGACACUCCCAAGAUUAUUUCCAAGGACAAGUUUGCCUGGCUGCGAGAUGAUGAAUUUGCCCGGCAAGCAAUAGCAGGAGUCAACCUUGUUAACAUUGAGGGGCUUAAAGUUUUCCCACCUAGUACUAACUUUAUUCCUUUGAAUUUGUCAGGAAAUAGUGGAAAAUAAGUUGUUUAUGGCAAAUUACCAUGAUGUCUAUGUUCCAUUUCUUGACGGGAUCAAUGCCCUUGAUGGGAGAAAAUCCUAUGCUACCCGCACCAUAUUUUUCUUGACACUCCUUGGCACUCUCAAGCCUAUUGCUAUAGAACUUAGCCUCAGACCAAGUUCCAAAUGGAAACAUGUAGUUACCCCUCCUAUGGAUGCAACUACAAAUUGGAAGUGGCAGCUUGCCAAAGCUCAUGUGUGUGCCAAUGAUGCUGGGGUGCACCAACUUGUUAACCAUUGGUAAGCGAACCAUAUAAAGUAUUUAACUGCAAAAUACAUGCAUGUAGAUAAUGAGACUAAGAAGACUUCUUAAUGCAGUGAUUGUUUUUCCUUUCAUUUUUAAUGAGACUAAGAAGAUUUCUUAAUGAAACUAUAAGUAUCUACUUGGUUGUGCCAUUGGCUGCAUUUCUCAGGUUCAUUUACUGAACUAAAUUGAUGUUACAGCUCUAAAUGCUUUUGUGUCUCACUUGUGUACAUCUUGUUUUGUUUCUUCUGUCGUAGGAUAACAAUUUUUGUAAUUCACAUACGUGUUAGGUAUUGAUUUGGGCAGUAAUUCCAUAUCUAAAAGGGUCUCAAAUGAUUGCUUCAAGGCAUGUUUUACACCUUGUUUCCAUUUUCCAAUACCUCUUGAGGUUGUCAUCAUUGAUACCGGUGUUAAUGUGAGCUUUUUCAAUCCUCAGUAGUCUCACAUAUAGAGUGGGAAAAAUUACAAGGAAAAUGAUGUUGGGAGGUACUUAAUUAGUAAGAGAAUUGCUAAGGUUUUCUUUCUUUCAUUUUUUGAGAAAUUGAAAUUUGUGACCCCACUUUGUAGUUCUAGGUUGAUUUUGCCUAAUAGUGAUAUUUGUAUAAAUAUCAUUAACUGCAUAAGGGGAGGGGAAGGUAAAUCAAGAUUGUAUAAAUUUUCUUGUUCUGCAAAUUGAAAAAUA
Glycine soja is the source of this 2009-nucleotide messenger RNA. Its product is annotated as linoleate 13S-lipoxygenase 3-1, chloroplastic-like. Lineage: Eukaryota; Viridiplantae; Streptophyta; Magnoliopsida; Fabales; Fabaceae. Gene Ontology annotation, molecular function: oxidoreductase activity, acting on single donors with incorporation of molecular oxygen, incorporation of two atoms of oxygen; metal ion binding. The record is from RefSeq and is a predicted model, not a curated record. The coding region runs from base 583 to 1047 and encodes 154 amino acids. Gene Ontology annotation, biological process: lipid oxidation. The transcript is spliced from 4 exons.